AUGUUCGAUGGUGAUGAUGAUGGGUCUGGUGCGAUGUUGCCAUGGGUCUAUGUUUUUGUUGGUUUGCAGAGAAAUAUUGAAACUGUUAAGAUGAAGGAGAAGAAGAUGAAGAAAAAAAAUUGGGUUGCUGAAGACGAAUGCGAAGAUGAUGAACAGUUUCGGAUAAAGGAAGAUGAAAUCGAUGAAGAGAGGGUGAUUUUUGAACAUUCAUCUAAUGGAAGAGUUGUAACUUUGAACCUGGAGUCUCAGAGUUUGGUUGGCUCUAUACCGCCUUCUGUAGGAAAUCUUACAUAUCUUAGAGGCAUCAACCUGCGAAACAACAGCUUCCAUGGUGAACUUCCUGAAGAGCUCGGUCGUCUAUCGCGCUUGCAACAUAUCAACGUCACCUUCAAUUCCUUUGGUGGGAAGAUUCCCGCUAAUCUCACUAACUGCACAGAACUUACUGUAUUCAGUGUUGCUGUCAACAAGCUUACUGGGGAGAUUCCACACCAGCUUAGUUCAUUGACAAAGUUGGUCAUCCUGGAUUUUGGAGGCAAUCACUUUAUAGGAAGCAUCUCAUCUUGGAUAGGGAACUUUUCUUCUCUCUUUGCUCUGUCACUUCCACUGAAUAAUCUACGAGGAAGCAUACCAUAUGAACUUGGCCAGCUAACUGGAUUGGGUUAUUUUCAAGUUUAUGGCAAUUAUUUGUCUGGUACGAUUCCAACUUCAAUUUUUAAUAUUUCUUCUAUAUACUUCUUUGUUGCUCAAAACCAGCUGCAUGCGCAGUUACCCCCAAUGCGCAGUUUAUGGAAAUAUUUGCUGGGGGUGCUAACUAUUUUACAGGACCCAUACCUGCAAGGGCGGUGGCAUGUUAAGGGCUUGGGUGGGCUAUAG
This is a messenger RNA of Populus trichocarpa (black cottonwood), 873 nucleotides long. Its product is annotated as LRR receptor-like serine/threonine-protein kinase EFR. NCBI's taxonomy places the organism in Eukaryota, Viridiplantae, Streptophyta, Magnoliopsida, Malpighiales, Salicaceae. The record is from RefSeq and is a predicted model, not a curated record. Bases 1 to 873 code for a protein of 290 amino acids. Gene Ontology annotation, molecular function: protein binding. The transcript is spliced from 2 exons.